AUGGUGUGUGUAGGCAGGCUGACACUGCUACUUGGAAUACUUCUGUGCUUGGGGGCACAGCUCUCCUGCUCCCAACACUGGUCCCAUGGCUGGUACCCUGGUGGGAAGAGGGAGCUGGACUCGCUUACUGCCUCCGAGGUUUCAGAGAAGAUUAAAUUAUGUGAGGACAGAAAAUGCAGCUACCUGAGACCUCAGCAAAAAAACAUCUUAACCAUUCUGGUGGAUGCUUUGAGAAGAGAGUUUCGGGGAAAGAGGAAGUGA
This is a messenger RNA of Scleropages formosus (Asian bonytongue), 261 nucleotides long. RefSeq names its product gonadotropin-releasing hormone 2 (gene gnrh2). The transcript has 3 exons. Gene Ontology annotation, cellular component: extracellular region. NCBI's taxonomy places the organism in Eukaryota, Metazoa, Chordata, Actinopteri, Osteoglossiformes, Osteoglossidae. Gene Ontology annotation, molecular function: gonadotropin hormone-releasing hormone activity; gonadotropin-releasing hormone receptor binding. The coding region runs from base 1 to 261 and encodes 86 amino acids. The record is from RefSeq and is a predicted model, not a curated record. Gene Ontology annotation, biological process: multicellular organism development; reproductive process.